Messenger RNA from Pleurotus ostreatus (oyster mushroom), 1176 nucleotides. RefSeq lists its product as uncharacterized. NCBI's taxonomy places the organism in Eukaryota, Fungi, Basidiomycota, Agaricomycetes, Agaricales, Pleurotaceae. The record is from RefSeq and is a predicted model, not a curated record. The transcript is spliced from 6 exons. Gene Ontology annotation, molecular function: ATP binding; protein kinase activity. Bases 1 to 1176 code for a protein of 391 amino acids. Gene Ontology annotation, biological process: regulation of mRNA processing; spliceosomal complex assembly; protein phosphorylation.
AUGUCUACGAUACUCCUCGCACCAGAAGAGCCCAUUGUCACGACGAACCAGCAUUUCUCUGUCGAUGCUGACGGCAAGAAGGUCGUCGACCUCUCCUUUCAGUCAGAAGGGAUAGGCUUGCCCGCUGAGAAGGGUUACGGCUGGGCGCAACUCGAGUUUGGCGAAAAGAUUGGGUAUGACCAACGAUACACGAUCGCUCGCAAGUUAGGUUGGGGGAAGAACUCUAGUACUUGGCUUGCGUGGAACGAAGUACUCAAUAAAUACGUGGCCGUCAAGGUACUGACUGGCCACGCGACAGACCUGCACGAGCGCAAGAUGGCAUGGGAGGAAGAGGCGCUCAAACGGCUGACAUUCCCCUCGGAAUCAGAUAAUUGCGUUCACAUAUUGGAAUACUUCACGAUGAAAGGACGCGGCUCAGCAGUUAAACGUAUCCUCCUACACCUUCUCCGUGGAAUUGCUUUCGCACACGAACGUGGGAUCGUCCAUACGGACCUCAAAUUUGAUAAUGUCUUAUUUACAACGCCUGCCACGACCAGCGAUAUCGAGAAAUGGAUCCAGGAAGACCCGCCACGGAGAAAUCCCCCAGAGCUUUCAAGUGACGGCGUGCUCCGAUCUGCGGUAUCCCAGCCAAUGAAACUACCGUCUGAGGAGGAGGCGCUGCGCGCUACCUACGUCCUUGCAGAUUUUGGUUGCGCUCUCCCUUCUAAACACCACGCCAAUUGUACCAUCACUCCCAUCCUUCUGAGAGCACCGGAAGUCCUCCUAGGCGGGGAAUGGGACACACCAGCUGACAUGUGGUCGUUUGGUUGUCUGGCCUACGAGCUCAUCACCAACGAAGUUCUAUUUCGGUAUAGAACCCUCGAGAUAUUUGACCUAACGGAAGACGAGAAUUUGUUGUAUCAAAUGAUGAUCUUUUCGUGCGAGGUAUUUCACUCGACUCAACUUAAUGUCUGUCCGCUAGCGGGCGAGUACUUCAACCCCGAUUGUCAGCUGAAGAAGGCGCCACCUCUGGGGAUACAGCCCAUCCAUGACCUGAUCUCCCAACACAAGGUUAUGCCAGAUGCCGAACUUCGCGUUGCCGGGAACUUCAUUCAACGUUGUUUAUGCCUGAAGCCCGAGGAUCGUGCUACAGCCGAGGAUCUCCUUGAGGAUGAGUGGCUGCAGGGCAUUGAAUAG